Messenger RNA from Didymodactylos carnosus, 1035 nucleotides. The record is from the annotation of a GenBank genome assembly. Lineage: Eukaryota; Metazoa; Rotifera; Eurotatoria; Philodinida; Philodinidae.
AUGUCAGACGGUGCAAACCUGAUACUAAAUAUAAAUACAAUAUCAACGCAAGUAAUACGAUAUUUAUCCAUAUUUCUACUUGUGUUUGGGACAAUUGGUAACGUAUUAAACCUAAUUGUAUUUCUUCAACGUUCAUUACGCUCAAAUCCAUGUUCAGUUUACUUUUUCUCGUCUUCAAUAUCAAGUUUAGUAUCACUCUACUCUGGACUUAUAACACGUACAUUAGCCACUUAUCGAUUAGAUCCAACAAAUAAGUCCUCUAUACAGUGCAAAAUACGAAGUUUUUUCCUGUUUUCUUCAUUUACAACAUCAACGUGGUUGAUUGCAGUGGCAUCAAUUGAUCGCUAUUUUAUUAGCUGUCAAAGUACUCAACGUCGACGUUUAAGUAGUUUAAAAAAUGCCUAUUAUCUGACUGGAAUUAUAUCAAUUUUCUCCAUGCUAAUUUAUGCUGAAGUGUUUUAUUGUUUCGAAGCAAAUCUUUCCACUCCACCAUUACCAUUACCAUGCUAUUCUAAAAAUUAUUCAUGUCAAUUAUAUAAUGAUUUAACAUUUGCUAUUAUAUUUGUACUAAUACCUUGUUUAUUAAUGUUUAUAUUUGGCUAUUUAACGAUACUGAAUGUUAGAAAACUAAAUCGAGCUGUUGGAAUUACUUUUUCUACUCACAGUAAUAAUAAUAAUAAAGAUACAAAACACAUUAAGAAAUCUGACAGACAAUUAAUAGAAAUGCUUUUGGCACAAGUUCUGUUAUUAACAACGCUUGCGUUGCCAACAGCAAUUCAGCGUUUGUAUUCAACAUUAUCAGUAAAUACAGUCAGAAGUCAACUAACAUUAGCAAUUGAAAACUUCAUAUUUCAGUUGUUGCUUUUAUUAACGUUUGUUAGUACGAGUAUGCCAUUUUAUUUGUAUUUAUUAACUGGUACAUUAUUUAGACGAACUCUUAUUGGUCUAUUUUAUAAAGUCGUACUGGAUCAUACAGUUAGGGACGAAAUUUCAGUAACAAAUAUUAGACAAAAUACUGUCGUAUACAAUAAAUAA